Molecule: messenger RNA, 907 nt
Organism: Carcharodon carcharias (great white shark)
Lineage: Eukaryota; Metazoa; Chordata; Chondrichthyes; Lamniformes; Lamnidae
Gene: nenf
Product: neudesin neurotrophic factor
Exons: 4
Coding region: 66-572 (168 amino acids)
Cellular component (GO): membrane; endomembrane system
Source: RefSeq, a predicted model, not a curated record
GGUCUCUCUUUCUGGAAACUAUUUCCUGGUCUGUUAGAAUUGGGCGGCUUGUCGGACGGGGUACUAUGUCGGUUUUAGGAGUGGGGCGAUGUGUUCGGGUAGUUAUGAUUAUUGUGUUCAGUUUAAACGUGCUGCUUGCAGAACAAGUUAAAUUGAAACAUUCACCUUCUCCGCAGACAGCUGUCCGCCUCUUUACCGACACGGAAUUGGCCAAAUAUAACGGAGAAAAGAAAGAUCAACCCAUCUACAUGGCAAUUAAGGGAGUUGUGUUUGAUGUCACAUUGGGAAAAGAAUUUUAUGGCACAGGUGGCCCGUAUAAUGCACUAGUGGGGAAAGACUCCACUCGAGCUGUAGCAAAAAUGUCCUUGGAAUCUGAAGACCUGACGCAUGACGUGACUGGACUCACUGAAGAUGAACUGAAGUCUCUUGACGAUGUGUUCAAUAAUUUGUACAAGACCAAGUAUCCUAUUGUUGGCUACACAGCCCAUCGAAUUCUUAAUAAAGAUGGCAGCCCCAAAAAAGAUUUUAAACCUGAAGAUCAGCCUCAUUUUAGCAUUAAAGAUGAGUUAUGACCUAUUUUGUAUUUUAAAUGGUCUGUGUUUCAUGUUUUAGUAUUGAAAAUAUGGUAUCCGUAGUUUAUAUACUACUUUUUUACAAUGUUUUUGUUAGAGAAUAAGAACAGGCUUCCUGUGAAUGUCAGCGUUUGAGAAGUGACUUAACAAUGUUUCACCUUCAUAAACUAGGUACAGUGACUUUUGAACUUGCUAUUGAAAAUUGUCGAUCCAAUUUUAUAGUGAGUAUACAUUUAGAGAUUGAAAACUAGGAAGGAAAUUUGUAUCAAAUAUUCCCACUAUAUUUAAGUUCUAAAUUUUCUUCACGUUACAUUUAAUAAAAUGUAUUUGUUUUG